GAUUUAUCUGUGAAAAUGACUAAAAAAACCCCACAACUUCUACUGGAUAAAAGGAGUUUCUGGAAAAGAUUCUCCAUUAAAGAACGGAGUGAGAUGGAGAUGAUAUAUAGAUUCUCAAAUCGAUUAUCUCCAAUCUCAAUAGCUGAUAAAUGCUUCAGAAAUUCAAUAAACAAACAAUUCAUUAGAACCCCAAUUCUGGGUUCUCGUCUAAUUCAAGAAAAAUCAUUCAAAUCCAAGGUUUUAGACCUUAAAACACCAGCAUUCAAUGGCAAAACUAACUUGAUCACUUCAAAACCCUUUUCUUCUUCUACUUCUUCUUCUAUUGCUGCUAAAGCAGGUUGGUUACUGGGUUUAACAGGAGAAAAGAAACAAAUCUUACCAGAGAUUGUUAAAGCUGGAGAUCCUGUUCUUCAUGAACCUGCUCGUGAUGUUUCUGUUGAUGAAAUUGGGUCUGAAAAGAUUGAAAGAAUUAUUGAUAAUAUGAUUAAAGUCAUGAGACAAGCACCUGGUGUUGGUCUUGCUGCUCCUCAGAUUGGCAUUCCAUUAAAGAUUAUUGUUUUGGAAGAUACAAAAGAGUAUAUUGGUUAUGCUCCAAAGCAGGAUAUCAAAGAACAAGAUAGACGCGUUUUUGAUCUUCUGGUCAUACUGAACCCCAAGCUUGAAAAGAAAGGCAGCAAGACUGCGUUGUUCUUUGAAGGCUGCCUGAGUGUUGACGGCUUUAGGGCAGUGGUUGAGCGUCACCUUGAGGUGGAAGUUACAGGUUUAGGACGUGAUGGCAAGCCGUUGAAAGUAAAAGCUUCAGGUUGGCAGGCUCGAAUACUACAACAUGAGUGUGAUCAUCUAGAUGGCACAAUUUAUGUUGAUAAAAUGGUUCCAAGAACAUUCAGAACUGUGGAGAACCUGGAGUUGCCUCUUCCGGCUGCAGUCCCUAAACUCGGAGUGCUCAACUCAUAGGUGGGAAUUUCUGUGAAACAUUGUUGCACUAAAUUUUUGUCAUUUUUUCGUUGUAAUUGUGAAAAUUCAGCUCCAUAAACCUCUACUCUAUGUUGCCUUUUCGUUGUAAUUGUUGAGAAUUCAGCUCCAUAAACGAGAAACCUGGAUUAUGAGUCUAGGUUGUUUCUCGUUUUCUUUCA
This is a messenger RNA of Papaver somniferum (opium poppy), 1133 nucleotides long. RefSeq names its product peptide deformylase 1A, chloroplastic-like. Gene Ontology annotation, biological process: peptidyl-methionine modification; N-terminal protein amino acid modification. The coding region runs from base 16 to 954 and encodes 312 amino acids. Gene Ontology annotation, molecular function: peptide deformylase activity. The record is from RefSeq and is a predicted model, not a curated record. Gene Ontology annotation, cellular component: mitochondrion; chloroplast. NCBI's taxonomy places the organism in Eukaryota, Viridiplantae, Streptophyta, Magnoliopsida, Ranunculales, Papaveraceae. The transcript is spliced from 4 exons.